CAAAAACUGAUGUUAUUUUUGAAGGUGGAUCCUGUAAUAGAGAUUCUUGAACUUGACGAUGUCAAGGAGCUGAUGGAAAGCACUCGCGACAGAGAUGGAAACAACAAAAUACUCGAUUUUCUGCAACAGAAUCACAACUUCCAACUUGAUAUGGUCGACGCUCUCUUUAAAUACGCUAAAUUUAUGUAUGAAUGCGGCAACUACACUGCAGCAUCGGUUUGCCUCUACUAUUACCGCAAUCUAGUGCCACAAGCUGAUCCCAACUACCUAAAUGCUCUUUAUGGAAAGCUGGCUAGCGAAAUCUUACUGCAGGAAUGGGAUCAUGCUCGUGACGAUUUAGUAAAGCUUCGCGCUUAUAUUGACUCCAAUCCUUUCGACACGGAAUGGGAACUGAUUCAUCAGAGAGCCUGGCUAAUGCACUGGGCUUUAUUCGUUUAUUUCAAUUACCCGAAAGGUCGUGAUGACAUCAUCGAGAUGUUCCUCAAUCAACAGCUUUACUUGAAUACUAUCCAGGUAAUGUGUCCUCAUCUCCUCCGUUACCUUGCUGUUGCUGUUGUUACCAGCAAAAACAAGCAAAAGAAUAGUCUGAAGGACCUUAUUAAAGUCAUUGAUAUUGAACGUCACAAUUAUCAAGAUCCUGUUACUGACUUCCUUACUUGCUUAUAUAUCAAAUACGAUUUUGAUGAGGCGCAAGAAAAACUUCGACAGUGCGAGGAGGAAUGGGAUCAUGCUCGUGACGAUUUAGUAAAGCUUCGCGCUUACAUCGACUCCAAUCCUUUCGACACCGAAUGGGAACUGAUUCAUCAGAGAGCCUGGCUAAUGCACUGGGCUUUAUUCGUUUACUUCAAUUAUCCGAAAGGACGUGAUGACAUCAUUGAGAUGUUUCUCAAUCAACAGCUUUACUUGAAUACUAUCCAGGUAAUGUGUCCUCAUCUCCUCCGUUACCUUGCUGUUGCUGUUGUCACCAGCAAAAACAAGCAGAAGAAUAGUUUGAAGGACCUUAUUAAAGUCAUUGAUAUUGAACGUCACAAUUAUCAAGAUCCUGUUACUGACUUUCUUACUUGCUUAUAUAUCAAAUACGAUUUUGAUGAGGCGCAAGAAAAACUUCGACAGUGCGAGGAGGUACUGUCAAACGAUUUCUUCCUUACCGGAUGUCUGUCAGACUUUCGAGAAUCCGCUCGACUCCUCAUUUUUGAGAUGUUCUGCCGAAUUCAUCAAUGCAUCAGCAUAGAAAUGCUUGCAAGAAGACUCAAUAUGUCACAGGUGCUGCUACUUUUCAAAUUUUCACCAUUAAUUUUGUAUAUUCAUAAGUGUAAAACUGGUUGA
Strongylus vulgaris is the source of this 1326-nucleotide messenger RNA. The record is from the annotation of a GenBank genome assembly. NCBI's taxonomy places the organism in Eukaryota, Metazoa, Nematoda, Chromadorea, Rhabditida, Strongylidae.